This is a messenger RNA of Pyrus x bretschneideri (Chinese white pear), 1379 nucleotides long. Its product is annotated as cell division control protein 2 homolog. The record is from RefSeq and is a predicted model, not a curated record. The coding region runs from base 195 to 1079 and encodes 294 amino acids. The transcript has 9 exons. Gene Ontology annotation, cellular component: cyclin-dependent protein kinase holoenzyme complex; cytoplasm; nucleus. Gene Ontology annotation, molecular function: cyclin-dependent protein serine/threonine kinase activity; cyclin binding; ATP binding. Lineage: Eukaryota; Viridiplantae; Streptophyta; Magnoliopsida; Rosales; Rosaceae. Gene Ontology annotation, biological process: protein phosphorylation; G1/S transition of mitotic cell cycle; signal transduction.
UGGAGAAGUGGUGGAACCCAAACACAAAAGGAGUCCUUCCAAGCAAUUAGGGCUCUCUUCAUCCUCCUCCUCCUCCAUUUUCUGCAAUCGGGACUAGCACAACGGCACAGAAGGAGACAGAGGAAUCGGAGUCUUAGGGUUUCAAAGGAGGAUCCGUUGGGAUUUGAAGGUUUGGAUUUGAGCAGAGAGACUGUAUGGACCAGUACGAGAAAGUUGAGAAGAUUGGUGAAGGAACUUAUGGAGUUGUGUACAAGGCUCGUGAUCGUGUCACUAAUGAGACUAUAGCUUUAAAGAAAAUUCGCUUGGAGCAGGAAGAUGAGGGAGUGCCAAGCACUGCUAUACGCGAAAUUUCCCUCUUGAAAGAAAUGCAGCAUGGGAACAUUGUCAGGUUGCAGGAUGUAGUGCACAGUGAGAAGCGCUUGUAUCUGGUUUUUGAGUACCUGGACUUGGAUCUGAAGAAGCAUAUGGAUUCUACUCCUGAAUUUGCAAAGGACCCUCGCCAAAUAAAAAUGUUUCUUUACCAGAUUCUCAGAGGCAUUGCUUAUUGUCAUUCACAUAGAGUUCUUCAUAGAGAUCUGAAACCCCAGAAUCUGCUGAUAGAUCGUCGUACCAAUGCACUGAAGCUUGCAGAUUUUGGACUGGCUAGAGCAUUUGGUAUUCCUGUUAGGACAUUUACUCAUGAGGUGGUGACCCUCUGGUACAGAGCGCCAGAGAUAUUGCUUGGUUCUCGCCAUUACUCCACCCCAGUUGAUGUGUGGUCAGUGGGUUGUAUAUUUGCUGAGAUGGUAAACCAACGGCCUUUAUUUCCUGGGGACUCUGAGAUUGAUGAACUGUUCAAGAUAUUUAGAAUCACGGGUACUCCAACGGAGGAUACAUGGCCUGGAGUGAAUUCUUUGCCUGAUUUUAGAUCUUCCUUUCCCAAGUGGGGUGCUAAGGAUUUGGCAAGUGUAGUUCCAAAUCUUGAUUCAGCUGGUGUUGAUCUUCUCUCUAAAAUGCUGUGCUUGGAUCCGAGCAAAAGGAUUACGGCCAGGAGCGCUCUUGAGCAUGAGUACUUCAAAGAUAUCGCGUUUGUACCAUAAUGCUCCCAUCUUCACAUCCCGGCAGAGAAUGUUUAUACUAUAGUGUAGCAUCCUGUGAACUUUGUUUGAAUGAGAAUUUGUGUGUUGCUUGUGAUUUUUCCUCCUCAUUCCGCAGACAUAGUUCCAAUUCGUUGAUUUGGCUUUCAGCAGAUAUUAUUAUGAAUUACAGUUUGCCCUGCCCUCAGUUCUUUCCUUUACCUUUUAUUUUCUCUUAAUGAUAUACAGCUUGUAAUUGACAGUUCAUGUCCUGUGAGAAACAAUUUUCCUUCGAGGAAUAUAAAAGAGAGUUUGCUUUGGGUA